Messenger RNA from Trichoderma breve, 1143 nucleotides. Its product is annotated as dynamin family domain-containing protein. NCBI's taxonomy places the organism in Eukaryota, Fungi, Ascomycota, Sordariomycetes, Hypocreales, Hypocreaceae. The coding region runs from base 1 to 1143 and encodes 380 amino acids. Gene Ontology annotation, molecular function: GTP binding; microtubule binding; GTPase activity. The transcript has 5 exons. The record is from RefSeq and is a predicted model, not a curated record. Gene Ontology annotation, cellular component: membrane; cytoplasm; microtubule.
AUGGGCACAAUUUUCAACAGAGACAUGCCAGGCCAAGGUCUUGGGAUUCCACCAAUGUUGGAAAUUGCGGACAGGCUUCGUGCAUUGGGUGUAUCUCACCCCGCGCUUUUGCCUCAGAUAGUGGUGAUCGGGGACCAGAGUGCCGGCAAGUCAAGCCUUCUCAAGGCCUUGACGGGUUUUAAGUUUCCGCGUUCGGCUACUCGGGAGCGCGAGGAGCUCGUCAAAGACUUUCGACGAUCGACGUACAGGAUUCUUUCUGACGAGUUUCCAAAAAUCUUUAAAGAUGCCGCCAAAGUCAUGGGUAUUAAGCUGUCUGAGAAUGAAGGAGACAGAGGCAGCGCUUUUAGCCUGGAUGUCCUCAAAAUCGAAAUCAGCGGUCCAAAUGCUGAUAACCUUACGGUCAUCGAUGUUCCGGGCAUCUUCGAGACUGCCAUUCCGGGCUUGACGACUGACCGUACCAUUAUACUCGCCGUGCUUCCUUGCAAUGGCGACAUGAUCAACCAAAAGAUUCUCCAACUUGCAGCUGAAGCUGACCCCCCAGGGAAACGGACUUUGGCUGUCCUCACCAAACCAUAUCUUGCUAUUGAGAACGCAACCAAGGCGGCUCUCUGCGAUCUAGUCCACGGCGAGCGGCGAGAUUUGCCCCUCGGCUACCACGUCGUCGAGAAUCUGGGCGCCGGUGGCACCUCUGGCAACAUGGAUAACCGCCACCAGCAGGAGCAGUCUCUGUUUGAACAAGCUCCAUGGAACACCAUCACAUUCAGCAGACUGGAUAUCUCAAUACUCCGUGUCCGCAUUAAAAAUCUCUCGGUGAACCUAGCUCGCGCAGAGUUCCCAGCUAUCGAGAGUGAGAUCAUGGCGAAUCUCGAAAUGAGCCGGGCGCUUCUCGCCGAUAUGGAUGAGCCUCGAAGCUCUACCAAACAGCGUACGUAUGUUGGCGAGAUUGCUUCGAAAGUCAAGUUACUCAGAAGGUGGGUCUUGAGUGCGUACUUUGAAAGCGAAAAAGCAACCUUUGAGGACGACAAGACAAGAUUAAUUACUCGAAUUCGCGCAAUCAACGAGGCUUUUUCACGUAUCAUGCUUGAGAAGGGACAUACCAGAGAAUUUUACACUGAAUCUGAGCAUUCUGCAGCGAAGAACUAG